CUCCCUCAAUGUUGCUUCCAACAGGCUGACCGCUUCUGAUGAUAUGGCGUGUGGGUCGCUGAACCCGGACUAUCUUCCUAAUGUUGAGAAGUGUCUUGCUGGCGAGCUCCUCCUUCUUUCCUGGGACGAUCUCUUUGACGCGCUCUUUUCCCACGAUGACUCAAGGCGGGAUUUUGUAGCCAAGCUACUCUCUGGCAAUCACACUAAAGAAAUUUUGAAGUCUACGUUCCCCUCGUUUCCUCCGCCUUCAGCCUCUUCAAAAAGUGCCUUCGACUCCCGAAUUUCGGCGAUACCAAACUCUUCGGAUGGACAGUUCAAUCGCGAUGAGCUGAAGGAGGACGCUUUGUGGCUCAGCAAGCAGGUGAACCUCGAAGAACAGGAGGCUUUGCGGUUGGCAAUUUUAGAAUGGCAGUAUCGCUCUGAGUCGAGACUGCAUGAGGGGUUCUGCCAGGCUGAAGUCGCGAGUUUAAAAGACGCCCUUGGAUCAGAUUUUGUGGACAGGAAUUUUCAAGGGCGGGGGAGUGCACUCGCAAGAGACGAAGAGACCCUCAAUUCUAGAAAUGCGCGCCGAACACGCCUGAUUCGCAAGCAUUUGGAGCAAGAAGUCAUGCUCUUGCGCCUAGCAAAGGAACUUUUGGAUGUGAGCUUGUUGUCGGAUACGGAUGAGACAUCACCACCACAGCCCGGGAAGACAUUCGCCAACCUCGAACGACGUGAGAGAUCUGGCAUUGCCGAGGACUUCGAGAAUGGCGUCAAGUUUAUCCGAGCACAGCUACAGAAUCUCGAAUCCGGUCGUUCCUGGGAGUUAGAUGAGCCCGGUCUGAGUCUUCUCAAAGAUGUGGGGGAUACUGCAAGUCUCCGAAUAAUUGGUGUGAUCCUGGAAAUCCUGUUACUGAGGCUGCGGGCCUCAGACGAGAAACCACCCUCGGACACGGUUCUCCUUUGGCUCCAGCUCAUGUCCUCGGUCGGGUUUUUCGCCUCUUUCAGCUCGGAAAUUGAUACCCAACUUGCAGCCAUUCAGAAAAUACAGUCAACAGCAUCUCUGGUAUCGUUGUCUCUCCUCAACCUUGGCUCCACUGUCGCCAUUUUGAAUAAAACUGCAUCAUCUGGCCAAACUGUUCGGCACGGCUCGCGAGGAGAGUAUUUCUUUGACCUCGACUGUGCCUUUCAAAUACAUGAGCUGCUUGUCAAUGAAGCCGCGACUGGGAAUAUACAAGCUGGUCCUGCGAUCUUAGCAUGGGCAAUCGUGGUUCACCAGAUCAAACAACUGGGUAUCGCCAUCAAGGAAAACAGAGAGAGCCAUCAUGUUCAAAGGACGAUUGACGGAAUCGCAACAUUUGAUGCAGCAACUGGCCGCCGAAGUUCUGCUGGUAGUGGCUCUUCCUUUCAACAGACGAUCUUUGAAGAUCUUCUGGAUAGAUUCAGUACACUCAACUCGAGCGAAGAUCCAGCGGUCAUUUUACUCGACGCUGCCAUUGAUCGAUGCCGCAUCGUUGACUAUAUUACACUACUCACUGCAUCGGCCGGCAUUCCCUCGAAAACAUUGGCUAUUUACAAAUUCCAAGUUAUACAAGAACUUAUUGCCGUAUCGCAGUCGUUCUUAGGAUACACCCCCGAGUUGGUAUCAAUGCAGCUCGCCUUAUUGUCAGCGAAUCGGGACUGCUCUUACGAGAAGAAAGUCUAUGAUCCGGCAACGGAGUUCAUCGAGGACAACCUUCUCAUGGACGGCUUCUUCGACACUUCGGCCGCCAGGUUUCCAUACGAGUGUUUGCCGUUUCUGCGUUUCUGUCGGGCAUUGGCCAAGGCUCCUGUCUUUAGUGAGGAUGGGACGCAAUACGUCGAAUUUCGCCUUCGGAAACUCGUAUCCUUUACGCAAGCCGCAGUCAAAGGCAUUGAUUACAGGACUACCCUUGAGGACGAAGCUGGCAGCUUUGUGGCUCUCAAUAAAUCAGUCAAUGUACUGGAUCUCUCACAGAGCAAGCUGCUGACCUACGCAUACCAGGACUCAGAGACUACGUCGAUCAUCCCAGCUGGCGCAAUUGGUGAACUUAUCUCUGACCCAGAUGCAUCUCCGAAGAUCAUCAGAUGGCAAUAUGAGUUCUCGGGUCUGGCGUACAUGGGGCAGUUACUGGAGCUGCGUUACAUGGGAUUGCUCGUCACUGCCUUGACGCCAUUUGAAGACCCUGAAGCGGUAGUUUCAGAGAUCAUUGGUGUUCUGGUAACGCUCUUAUCGACCAUUCUGACCAGCACUUCUUAUGGUCACUCUGCUGACCAAAUGGAGCAACAUUGCGCCUCGAUUUUGGACGAAGCCAGCAGCAAUCUCUCUCCGGAGACAGAUGUAGUCGUGUACAUCUUUGAUAUACUCGAACAAGAGCUGCAAGCGUUCCGCCGUCGGUCUGCAUCGGUAUUUGAUUGUCGAGUCAUGACAUCUUGCAUACAUUUCGUUUAUGUCCUUACGAAAAUCAAGCCACAUCUGAUAUGGUCCAAUCUCAGUCGAACGAGUCUUCUUGGUCAUCAUUCAGCUUCUUCACCGAUCCUCAGCAUUGUCACUGUAGUGGAAGCACCGCUGCGGAACUUCGACUUCUUGGAGAAGUGCACGGAUUUGUACCAAUCACUGAUCAAAUUGGCACUCAGAGAUUCUGGUCAUGGCCUUUCAUCAACCAACGAAACCUCCGUGCGGAACCCAACGGUAUCCGUGGCGUGGCGUAUUCAGAGUAAGAUGCUAUCAGCCACGACGGAGAUUAUGUUCCAAGUCUUCCAAGAGAUCUCAGAUUGGUCAUUUCAAGAACCCGCUCAGCAGAUCCGUAUCAGCACGUCAAUUGCUGAUUCAUUUUACGAUAUCAUUCGCUACGCUUUUGACUACGGCCCGUCGAUAGGUUCUUCCAACCAGCUGACAAUGCCUUUUAUUGGAGCGGCGAAAUAUCUUGUGGCUUCUUUUCGAUCGACAGGUCCAGAAGAUGCUGCGAUCAGCCCGAUCACACGCCUCGCUUUCAUAGCGAGCACAACUGACAGAACUGUGUUAGACGUUGAAGGGUUCUUUGAUCGGCACGUAAGCGCGGUAUUAUCGUUGGCAUCGCUGCUUGUUCGAUAUGGCCAAUUACAAGACCUCCCAUUGUCAGUGCUCGAAAAGCAUAUCUUUGAUGCAGUGCCUUGCACUGUUCGGAUGCUUCAAGCUCCAUCUUCCGUCCGCAAACCUUGUCUGAGGUUGUUGCGCUCCACCUUGGGAUAUGUGGAGCGAUAUCAGGCCUCAUCUUUGUUGGGCCAUCUAGGGUCGUUGUCAUGUAUCGACUUCGUCAAUCUUGUUCGUCACCUUGACCAGAAGUCUGAAUCUCCAGAGGAACGUGCUGAACUCUGGAAACUGCUUACUCUGUUAGUCAAGGAUUCUCAGCAAUGGCUGGCGAUGGUCAUCUUGACUGGCGCUGCUCCGGACAACUCCAAACGUGUGAAGUCAGGGGAAGUCCCUAGAAAGUGCGUUCCCGGUCCGACAUUCCUUCAGUCUGCCAUGAAAGAGAUGAAAGAUAUCUCAACUCUUCCUCGAAUCGUUUUGAGGGCGAUCCUGGAUUUUGCUCUGGAGGCGCAGCAAAAUUGGUCCUGGGUAACAAAGGAUCUCUCCUCCAACGAAUUCUUCUCUACGAUCGUCUCGUUUGUGACCAGAUUUGAUCCCAAGCACCAUAACGAAACCGAUGUUGCGCAGCAAAAUUUGAUUGCCGCUGGUGUCACCGAUAUUGCGACAACUCAUCUUCAUCAUGCUAAAGUUGCGAGAGACUUCAAUGCCGUCAAGAUCUUCAUACCAUUGGUAAACUGGCUCACAUCAAACGCUGUCGAAGUUUCCAGCUAUAAUUCCUCACUGCACGCCAAUCUGCGUCGAAAUUUUGCAGCCAAGUAUAAUGGAUUGGUAGUUUCCGACGUCAAACGCACGAGGCUGACUGAACGAGAAUACGGGUUGAACUUCUUCUACGAUCUCCAAUACGCCGGCGAGUUGUUGGGCAAAGACUCAUACUGGCAGGGUGGGCGAGGGACACCUAGCAGCCAGUCAUUCUCAGCAGAAUUCAGACGAGCGAACACGAAUCUAUCAGCCGUGGAUUCGGAGCUGGCCCUGCUUUCGAGCCUACAGCGGUUUUGUGUUGACCAUUGCAGAUUCUUCGUUCAGGAUCGCGAGGUUCAGAAGGCGAUGGCACAAAUUAUCCGAAAGGCUCUAAAAGCAAAUUGUCAGGUUUAUCCGUCUGAAGUGCUUUUCGAGUCACUAUUUCAAACGAGGGCGGACCUGUCGAUGGUCCUCCUGCGCGAACUUGUUGCUUUUGGCGUUAAGGGUUCAGACUUUGUAGGACUGUUGGAACCUGCUUGGGAUGCCGUCAGAUUCAGAAAUGGGUCCUAUGAGCAAGCUAUCAUCAACAACGACCUCACAUAUUGGCGAUCGACCCUUUCCAUUUUGCUCCUCACCAUCCAGUUUCACGUCAAGAAAAAGCGGAAGCCGACCAUGAUCCCCGGCAGCUCCACGGCUGUUAUUACCCAGGAUCAUGAAAAUGUAACAUUCCUCGAAAUCACGACCAUGGUCGUGGUGGAAGGGUUCAAAUCUGCUAUUCUGGCCCUUCAGGACCAAAAAGAAAGGAAGCUGAAGACUGAUGACGACGAGGAAGACGACCUUAUCGGACCACGCGACAUUUUACUCUUGUUGACAUUGAUGCAGACUAUUCUCAGACUGCCCACGCUCUCUCAAUUCGCCGUGGAAUUGUCUGACCGACUGUCUUCCUCCGGUAUCAUCUCGGUCGGCCUUUUGCUUUAUUCAUGGUCACACGUCCUCACCAGACCAGAAGGUGGCACUCUACCUCGCUACGCUGAAUACGGUGUCCAAUUCUUGGCUUCUAUUUCAUCCCUAUCGUCGGUUGCGGAAGAGCUUGCCGUGGAAGGCGUCCUCGGUCGCCUCCUUUCCUCUAAGACGACUGAGUCGCUUCAGAGUGUUCCAGGAGGCGCCUCCCAUACCGAUACUCGACCCAACUGCGGAUAUCUCUACCGUUUGUGGGCGAAGGGAUUCCUCCCACUUUGCCUCAAUCUCCUCCACGCCGUCGGAGGCGCUAUUGUACCGGAAGUAUCUGCUUUCCUCAAUCGAUUCCCUAACCAACUUGUUCGUGCAAGCACGAGUCUAAUGCUUACGCCGCCAGCGGCCUAUAAUGGGACCUACAUAUUGACCCUGACCAUGACGAAUGAGGCUGCGACUCUAGCCCUUAUCUCGCGCAUACUCUCUUCAUUCCGGGAUGCUGGCGCGUCUGCCGCGGUGGAUCCCACAACUGUAUUGCCAUUGAAGGGCUACGACGAGCAUAGGAAAGCGAUAGCUGAAGACUUGCGUGACGCACUUGCAAUGAAGGAAGAGGCAAGGCGAAAGCUGACCGUCCCGACUGACGAAAAAGAGGUCAACUGGCAAAACGCAAAGGACGGAAACAUACUGGAUGCAAAGAUUGUGCAGGAGCUGAAGAUGGCUCUCGCAGCAUUGAGCACGGAUGAGGACCAGGACGAGAACUGACUUCUCCUUGCACCGCGCGCUGUAUUCCUGGCGGUGAUUUUCGGCAGGCAGGGACUUUGUAAUUGUACGGGUAUCACGAAAGAAAAAUCAUGAGCGACGGAUUUGAAUCGCGCAUCUGUGUUUACGUUCAGCCUCUGUAAUUCCAGCAAACUUCCGCCACGUGGGCGACAAAGCGCCCAAC
Cladophialophora immunda is the source of this 5699-nucleotide messenger RNA. RefSeq lists its product as uncharacterized. Gene Ontology annotation, cellular component: nuclear pore inner ring. Bases 44 to 5518 code for a protein of 1824 amino acids. NCBI's taxonomy places the organism in Eukaryota, Fungi, Ascomycota, Eurotiomycetes, Chaetothyriales, Herpotrichiellaceae. The record is from RefSeq and is a predicted model, not a curated record. Gene Ontology annotation, molecular function: structural constituent of nuclear pore. The transcript has 2 exons. Gene Ontology annotation, biological process: protein import into nucleus; RNA export from nucleus.